This is a messenger RNA of Laccaria bicolor S238N-H82, 957 nucleotides long. RefSeq lists its product as uncharacterized. NCBI's taxonomy places the organism in Eukaryota, Fungi, Basidiomycota, Agaricomycetes, Agaricales, Hydnangiaceae. Gene Ontology annotation, molecular function: hydrolase activity. Bases 1 to 957 code for a protein of 318 amino acids. The record is from RefSeq and is a predicted model, not a curated record. The transcript is spliced from 6 exons.
AUGACUUCAACUCAAGCGUCAUUGUUAUCUUACUUCCCCACCGCGCUCGAAUCACCCACAGCCACGGUACAUCUCGAAUACGAGCCAGACGCUCUUCCACCAAAACCCUCGGAGGACUGGACGCGCUUCGUGUGCAUUAGCGACACCCAUACCCAUACAUUUCAUGUCCCAGAUGGCGAUGUGUUGCUUCAUAGCGGGGACCUGACACACACCGGGAAAGUGGUUGAAUUUAAAAAGACGAUGGAGUGGCUGUAUGGAUUACCCCACAAGCUCAAGAUUAUCAUUGCAGGGAAUCAUGAUCUCACGUUGCAUGAGGAUUGGUACGCAGACGAGUAUGACAGAUGGCAUUGGUCCUCUGGAAAACAGGAUACCGCUCCCAUCCGAGAGAUGCUCAAAGGGAAGAGAGCCAUUGAUGCGGGCAUUGUCUACCUUCAAGACGAAGAGUACAAGUUCAAGGUCAGGGAAGAAGGAAGGGAAUGGAGCGUUUACGGCUCACCCUGGUCACCAGAGUUCUGCGAUUGGGCGUUCAACUACAAGAGAAGCGAAGCCGACCGCAUCGUCUCGAAGAUUCCUAAAACUGAUAUUCUGUUGACGCACGGCCCGCCGUUCGGAAUUUUUGACCGAUGCGUAGACGGCGAAGACGCUGGCUGUGAAAACCUCCGUGCCCGUUUGGCUGUACUAACACCUCGCAUCCAUCUCUUCGGACACAUCCACGAAGGACGGGGAGCGUAUAUUCACGCUUGGGACCCCAACAAUAAGGGAAAGAUCCCGCUUGUACAAUCUGACGACGAGAUUUCACAAGCGGAGAUGGACACUGAAGAAAUGGCAGGGUGGAAGAGAACCGCAUUCGUAAAUGCCGCAGCUUGGCCCGCUGGGACUAGAAGAUCGCGAGAUGGAGUAAGGAUGCCGUUUGGUGGGCCGGGGUUUCAACCUGUAGUCGUUGAUUUGAAGGAUUAA